Messenger RNA from Dermacentor andersoni, 6083 nucleotides. RefSeq names its product cationic amino acid transporter 4-like. Gene Ontology annotation, biological process: transmembrane transport; amino acid transport. Gene Ontology annotation, molecular function: amino acid transmembrane transporter activity. Gene Ontology annotation, cellular component: plasma membrane. The record is from RefSeq and is a predicted model, not a curated record. NCBI's taxonomy places the organism in Eukaryota, Metazoa, Arthropoda, Arachnida, Ixodida, Ixodidae.
AAAAAAAGGGGGGGGGGGGAUUGCGGCGCCUGAGAAACAUCGCUCUGUAGCACGCUGCCUGCCUGCUCUCUUUAUCGCUUUUCCGCGAUACUCCGCCGGCCGCUUCCUCCGUCGCCGUUAACGCCAGCUCCCUUCCUCUUCGUCGUCGACGCUAGAGGCACGCGCUCGCUAGCGCCAAGCCGCGGGCGGCCCACUUCCUGCCCUGGCUCUGUUCCGAGCGCCGCGGCGCGUCCUUCGCGCGUCGAGGAGCCAAUACACUCGUCGCUUCUCCUCCCAUCAUCACCUCGCCACGGGUGGUUAUAGACACCCCGUCACCCGGCGUUCGCGGCGUAAGCCCUACUACGGACGAGUCGGCACAUUGUCACAUUCGAUCGACCCCGAGAGUGACACCUGUUCCUCGUUUGCGACGUAUGCGGUGAAAGCGUCGCCGGCUUUGCGUCGCCUGUUCGCCCUCGGUUGGCUUCGCUGCCAAGCGGCAUGCUGCUGCGGCUCAGCGUGCGCCCGUGGGAUUACGUCACUCGACUCUGGGCAAGCGUACGGACAGUAUUCCUUUAGAAGCGGGGCAGGGGAGGGAGGGGGGAGGGUGAGGCGGGGAGGAGUGUUGGCGCCCUGUGGCGUCUACACAAAAGACGCCGCCGCGGCCGCGGUUCAGUGCAUGCCAUAAAAAAAAAAAAAAAAAAAAAAAAAAAUCACGAGAAAGAAAGUGUGCAGUUUUGCGUGCAGUGGACACUGCACCGUGGAUAUGGAUGAGCCUCACAUGGCAGGUUAGGUUGAAUGGAAAGGAACAGGGUGAGUGAGGAACGGCCAAUCAAAGUCACCCGGUUCAGUUUUAGGAUAUAGUUGAGUGCUGCGUUAUGUGCCGUGCCCGCUGCACCGUGUAGGUAUGGAUGAACCUGAAGUGCCGAGAUUAUAGACACGGCCGGAGGGGAAUGGAUAACGAGAGCAACGCGGCUUAAAUUAAUCGGACGCUGAAGUUGCGUGCAGAAAAUGCCGGAGGGAACGGGAACGCCGUAGACGCUGCAACUGGUGCUAUGAACGGAACGGCACUACAGGCAUAAGCGGUACACUGACAAUCGAAGGAACGCUUUUCAGUGACACGAAAAGCCGCGUGAGCGAAGGUUAUGCCUGCCGACGACUUCGUACAUGUAGCAGUUGAAGCUGCGGAUGAGGCCAGAUAGGUUCAAUAAGUAGUGCGAGGGCUAACCUGCGAAUGCAUCCUAUAGUCAUCACUCACACACACAAAAAAAAAAAGAAGAAAACCUGUACGCAGAGAGUGCACCUGCUCUUAGAGGCUGCAGUAGUGGAUAUGGGCGGAUGGAUAUUGCUUAUCGAACAAUGGCGACCGAGACGGUGGAAGUUACGGGUUAAGGUUGAAGAUCGCCGAUGGAAGAGGUGUAGGACAUUUCCAACGUAAAUGGGUUGAUAACUGAAGUAUGCGCAUCGCUUGGCGAAGGAGACGAGUUGCGCGGCGGGGGAGGGGUGGGUUAGGUUGCAGUUUAGUGUGAAUGAGGGAAGGGGUGCACAGCGCUGACGAUGGUGACAGAAAGGAGUCGUGUUCCAGCGACGGCGACGACACCGGCGAUGUGUAUACCCUCCUCUUCCCCCAACGCUUCGCUUUCGGCCCAUAGUAGCGCCCUCGCAACGGUGCGCAAGCGAGCUCUGCGAGUGUACACGAGAAGAUGAAUCGACCAAUGAGCAGCCUGCUUCCCUUCUCCCGCUGCGAGGGAAGCGCGCCUCUAUACGAAGCGGCGCGUUCUCUGAAUCUGCCGCGGUUCGCACCCCUCGCGUUCGUCGGCGCGGAUCGCUCACUCGUCAGCGGCUCAUUGCGCGGUGAAGACGGGGCAUCCGUCUUCUGGCGAUCUUAGGGGUUUCAUUUUGAGCCAUCCUGUCCCGAUAUUACACCCCCGUAAACUUGAGCGGCAGCUGAAGAGACUGACGGACGGCCUGGGGAAACGGCAGGCAGCGUACACCGACGAACCGCCGUUCCUCUCUGGCCGUAUUAAUACGGGGCUCGUUUUUUUUUUUCUUUUUAUUUGUUUGUGCGUGGAAUUCUGAGUAGUCUUGCGAACAGCUGGUGAGAAAUUCCAAAAUGAAGGGAGGCGCCGGCAAGAUGCUCUCGACGUUCCUGCACAAGCUGCGACGGACCAAGGAGCCCGGUGCGGACCACAUGCAGACGUCGCUGAAGCGAUGCCUGACCACCUUCGACAUCACGCUCCUCGGCAUCGGCCACAUGAUGGGCUCCGGCAUCUACGUGCUCACCCCGUCGGUGGCCAAGAACAUCGCGGGCCCGGCGCUCAUCAUCUCCUACAUCGUGGCCGGCGUCGCGUCCCUGCUCGCCGCGCUCGCCUACGCCGAGUUCGGCGUGCGGUUCCCUCGGGCCGGCUCGGCCUACUCGUACUCGUACUUUAGCGUCGGCGAGUUCUGGGCCUUCUUCGUCGGCUGGAACGUGGUGCUCGAGAACGUCAUCGGGAUCUCGGCCGUGGCUCGGGCCUGCAGCGCGUACAUCGACUCGCUCACGCACGGCGCCAUCAAGGGCGCCAUCAUGAACACGACGGGUGAGCUUCCGGGCCCGUACCUCUCUCAGUACCCGGACUUCCUGGCGCUGGGCAUCAUCGUGGUGUACGUGGCGUUCAUGUCCGUCGGCAUGCAGGCCACCUCGUGGCUCAACAACAUCCUCUGCUGCGUCAACAUCUUCGUCCUCUUCAUCAUCAUCGGCGUGGGCGGCUACUACGCCGACUUCGACAACUGGACCAACCCGGAGACCGGAGGGUUCAUGCCCUUCGGCGUCCACGGCAUCCUGGCCGCGUCGGCGGCGUGCUUCUUCGCCUACGUCGGCUUCGACGCCAUCGCCGCUUCGGGAGAGGAGGCGAAGAACCCGCAGCGCUCGCUGCCCAUCGCCACGUUCAUCUCGAUGACCGUGGUCACCGUGCUCUACGUGGCCGUUUCCGCGGUUCUCACGCUCAUGGUCAACUACAAGGACAUAGUGCCCGACUCGGGGCUGCCGGACGCUUUGGAAGCCAAAGGAGCAGUCUGGGCUAAGAUCGUCGUGAUCAUCGGCGCCCUGUGCGGGAUGUCCACGGUGCUCAUCGGAACGCUGUACGCGCUCACAAGGAUAGCGUACGCCAUGGCUGACGACGGCCUCAUCAUGCACAUGUUCGGCACGGUCAACAAGCGCACCAAGAUCCCGCUCGUCGCCAUGUACGUGUUCUCGGCGCUGGCCGGCCUGCUCGCGGUCAUCCUGGACAUCGAGACCCUGGUCGAGAUGAUGUCCAUCGGGACGCUGUUCGCCUACCUCGUCGUCAGUGGCGGCAUCAUCAUCUUCCGGUACAGGGAGCCGGCCAAGAAGGAGGUCUUGGAGAUGGGCUCGCUCACCGAGAAGCCGCCGGCAAACGGUUCCUCGGGCGGCCCGGCCGGCGCCACGUCCAACAUCGCCUACAACCGGCUUCUGCCGCGGUUCCAGUUCAUGUCGUCCGUGCUGGGCGGCGUGACCACGGACCUGAUCAUCUCGCUCAGCGUGUGCGGCAUCGUGGUGGUGACGCUGGUGCUGGGCUUCUACGCUCAGAGCCUGUGGGCCGAGAUUUCCGCCGGCGUCUGGUGGGCGGUGCUCGUGCUCGUAGUGCUUGUGCUCGUCCUGCUGGCCCUGUGCUUUCUCAUCUCCAUCCACGAGCAGGUCGUCACCAUCCAGCGGUACAAGAUGCCGUUUGUGCCCUUCCUUCCCAUUCUGAGCAUCGUGGUCAACACCAUUUUACUGACGACCCUGCACGGACUGACCUGGCUUCGUCUUCUUGUAUGGGUAGCUAUAGGGCUCACGGGUUACUUCGUCUACGGUACCCAGCACAGCAAGCUCAAUAAGCCGCAGGAGCAGUGUUACAACCAUACCGCCGAUGGCUCAGCAACCAACGGAAAGCCUCAGCAGCAGACGUCUUCGGGCAACAGCCAUCUCUGAGGACAGAGAAGGUGGGCUCGUUCGGUCCCGCUCUUUCGACGUGCAACCGGUGAACGCUGGUGACUCUGCGAGCGGGGGGCCGAUUAGCGACGGACACGGCGGUCGAGACCAAACCAGGGAAGCCAGCUUUACGGUGCCAACGUCUUCCGGAACGGGCAGACGGGUGAUGACGACGUUGUCGUGCUUGCACGUGCGCCGAACGAGUGAAUGUGAAGUGCCCGACGUCGUCGCACCCGUGCCAGCCGCCGGUGGGAGCAGCAGCGACAGCAACGAAAGGAAGGGAACCUCGUGCCGUGUGACUUGUUGUCGGAACACGGUCGUUGACAACCGACAGUGCAACGACUCUCAUCUGUACAUAGACUCCUCACGAAGUUUUUUUUUUUUUGUCCGGACAGUUCCGAACGGUGCAUGUGGGCCCCGUGAUCUUGUGCUGCUGGGGGAAAAGUGGGUGGGUGGGGGUUUUCUGACACGAUUGUCUUCGGGUACAACCAGACGCACCCACUGUUUAUGCGGUGGACAUAACCCUUAAUUGAUGGUCAGUGUACUCACGGAAGAAGAUCACGUGUCGUAUCGACGAAGGCAGCUGACCUUCCCGCUGGAACGACCACAACUUUCACCGACGCCUUCACGCAUUAUUUCUCCGUUUUUUUUUUUUUUCCUGUUCAGUUCAACCCCCCCCCCACGUCAAACGGAACGAGAAGUGUUGACCAAAGCAGAACUGUUUCUGUUGUUGAACUUAACGAACAAAAGUUUCAAGUCCGUCUUCAACUUGCUACGUGCGACACACCGGAAUCGAAGAUGUUGUACAGGUUCAUACUUGAUGUGCAUUUAGUCGUACAAUUUCGUUUUAUUUCAAAAUUUGCAGCGAUUCUGCGCUGCUGACGAUGUCGCGGCGAGCCGGAAGAUCAAAUUACAUGUACAAAGCACGGGUGAUCUUGAGCCACCUAUUUCACGCCUAAUGCUAAUCACCAUAAAGUGGGAAGUACCAUCGACCUGCCGCUUUUUAUGCAUGUGUUUUCGUGGUGUAACCUUUUAAAUUCUUCGGGAGGUGCUAUUUUUAGCUGGAAACGUGCGCUUGAUUGUUUGUUGUAUUACAAUUUGCAUCCCGGAGCAUGGAAAUAAAUUUUCGGUUCUGACCUUUUAAAACACGGCGAUAGAAAGAUCAACGCUUCAUUAAGAUAUCGAUGUAAAAUAUUUGUACCUGAAUCGAGGUCUACUUCUUUCAUAAAUUGCUUUUUUUUUUCUUCUGCCAGUUUUGUCUUCGCAUAGAGAUAGAUGGCUCUUCUUUCUUUUAAAUAAUAUAUUUCGUUAUUGCUCUUACGUGCACUGUAAAUAUAUUGCAGACAUAACUAUUUAUACUUCUUAGCUUUCUUAUAGGACCGUUCUUGGAUACUUUGUUUUUAACGUUCUUGUUUUAACACAUUCGCGAAACCUUUCAAACACAUUCGUAUUGCUUAGGGUUAGACAGAAACCUGUAAUGAACCGUGGCAAAAAUUUUGGGUAACGCUGUGAAACCAUGACGUCUGCUUACCAGGGUCAAGUUUAAAUAUGGAUGCUCCCGCCUAAUAGCGUUUUUUUUUUCUUCUUUUGUUGUUGUUGUUGUUAAUACUUAUUAGCUGCGUUUGGUGAUAUUUAUGCUGGCACGUAGGGUAUAGAUAUGUACAUAAAGAAGAAUAGACAUUUACGUUUCGUUUAAAGAGUGCAUCAAUCCUGUCAUGCACAUAUAUAUACAUAUGUGUACUAUAUGUGUACAUAACUUUCGAGGCAUACUCUUAGAGUGGCGCCUACACGGCCAUUGAGUUUUUAUUUUUUGUGCAUCUACAGGUUUUAACGCGUGCGCCAGCGCUAUUUGCAUUUCUAGCAAGGGCAAAUGUUGAAUGAUGCCUUCGCCAAUCACAGGUAAUACUUUUUCCUCCAGAACAACUGUUCGGUGCUAUAUAGUACUGAAAUGAAAGAAAAGAAAAAUAUUUUCGGUCUUGACUCCAAAAGUGCUAUUGCGUGUGUGUGUGUGUCUUUCUUUUUCUAUGUAAACGCGUAGAUUUGCCAUGAGCGUUUUCGUUUUCGAACGAACAACGAACAAGCGUGAGUUAUGCCAAGUGUUUGCAGGCAAUAAAGGAAUUGCUUGGUAACAAGAAAA